Haliotis rufescens (red abalone) is the source of this 3489-nucleotide messenger RNA. Its product is annotated as putative carbonic anhydrase-like protein 1. Lineage: Eukaryota; Metazoa; Mollusca; Gastropoda; Lepetellida; Haliotidae. The record is from RefSeq and is a predicted model, not a curated record. Gene Ontology annotation, molecular function: zinc ion binding; carbonate dehydratase activity. The coding region runs from base 132 to 1073 and encodes 313 amino acids. The transcript has 10 exons.
GCCUUGAGAACAGUCAGGGAAAACUGGGAGAGGGAUCUUCUCCAAGUUAUGACACUGGUGUUGACUGGAAACUAUUUCUACCAGAAUGUUCAAGUGAUUAAGACUUUGGAGUGCCUUAAACUUCACCGACCAUGUUGAGGUUAACUUGUAUGAUCAUCGUCGCCGUCGUCAGCGUCACGAGGAGCGUUGCGUCAGAUCGUUGGGCGAUGUGGUGGUCAUACGAAGGAUUAUCUGGCCCGGACUAUUGGGGAAUACUCAAUCCUGAUUGGACGAUGUGUAAAUCAGGUCACCAGCAAUCACCAAUCAACAUUGAGCCAUCUCGGCUACUAUAUGACCCCAACUUGAAACACUUAAAAAUUGACUUUACAUCGGUGAAGGGGCUGCUAGUCAACACCGGUCACGACAUCUCCCUCCACAUCACGUCCGAGGGUUACAACAGUAUCAACAUGAGCGUCGGACCACUUUCCUACAAUUACACAGUUUCGGAAAUCAAGUUUCAUUUUGGAACUUCAGAUAACACCGGAUCGGAACACAGGAUAGCCAGCAUAUCGUUUCCUGUCGAGAUGCACAUCGUUGCAUACAACUCGGACCUGUAUUCCAACAUAUCCGAGGCUGUGCGGGGUAACAAGGGGCUGGCGAUCCUCGCCGUCUUCAUGGAGAUUGGCAAGGAACCAAACAAAGCAUUUGUGUUGAUAACGAAAGAACUCAGGGGGCUACAUUUUAAAGGCAAGAGGGCGAAGGUCCACCAUCUGGCUCUAGAACAGUUGCUGCCCAAGACAGAACACUACAUGACCUACGACGGCUCUCUCACUCAUCCUGGUUGUCAGGAGACGGUCACGUGGAUUAUACUUAACAAACCCAUCUAUAUAUCUAAAGAGCAGCUAUCAUCAUUACGAGUUUUAUACAAUGGUCGGGAAAAUCUUGAGGAUCUUCCAAUGGAGGUAAACGCCCGUCCACUGAUGCCUUUGAACCACAGGGUGGUGAGGACCAACAUUAACUUCAAGAAAAGGUCAAGAAAAUGUUCAAUGGAGAAAGAUACGUACUAUCAAGUAAACGACCUCUACAAGAAAUAACGUCACGUGAAUAUGUGUUGAAAAUUGCGCCUGCGUGGUAUGACGUCACAAAUCUUGUGUUUGGUUCGCAUGCAGAGGUUCAAGUGCCACGGUAGGAAAGAAAUACCACUAUCAAGAACUGUGCAAACUUAGAGGAUUGUGGGUAAUGACGUCACGGUGCUGAUUGUUUACAAGCAAUAUCUCCCUACGACUAAUUACCAAAGAACGACUUUUCUUCUAGAGAUGUGUUAAUACACAAGGAUACCUAACUGUAGACGACUGCUGUCGUCCAAAUUCGCCUUGAAACUUCCAUGAACAUGUGUUACCAUGCUCUCAAUCUGUAAUGUGGUUUCCGUGUAAUCUCAAGAUGGCGGCCGAAGAUCAACAUGGCGACUGUGGAGAUGAGACUGGUUUUAAUCUUCCGGUUACCAUGACAACAACUUUAGGCUGGUGUGGGUGACGUUGAUAAGUAUCAUGGAAUGACUUCUUGAGCAGAAUGGAGAACAUCAAAGAUGGACGUGAAGUCACGUGACGUUAUUAAACUUGUUCGGAGAGCAGUUCUGUUAUGGAUAACAGGAUAUGAAUACUUAACGGUGAUGGGUACGGAUGUCUGAUGGAGAAUUAUGAGAUACGGGAUAUUCUAGUAUGUUUUUUAACAUUGGAAUAGACCUUAUCAACGGAACGCGAGUUUUACAGAUUCGUCCAACCAGGGAACAUAUAGAUGUCUGGCGUCUGGUUCAAGACGCCAGGAAAAUGCUAUUCGUUUCCUAUACGUAUAUUACGUGUCUGUUGUUCCAGCAUCCUUCCCUGCUUCAUGUUCCAACCCACUGCUCCAGCUUCCAUAUGUCGUGCGUUAUACAUCCCUUGUAUCAGUUGUCUCCCCUUUCAAGAUUCUUCAAGAGGAGGUACACAACUCCAUGUUCUUCUAAUCCUCGCGGGCAAUGUGCCGUUAAUACCCUUCCAGAAAAAUUGGAUCUUAACGGACCGGACAAAAAGAUUAUCCAUUGCAGUUAUUAUCGGUAAAUGCUCAAAUUAUGUACAUAUAAGCGAUUUAUGACAUUCCUACUAAUAUUGUUAUUAAUAUUAUAACUGAAUAUAUCAUUACAGAAUAUUUUCUUAGUGUUGUCGGUUACACAUGUCUUUAACAUUUGGAUAUUCUAAGGUUGAAAUUGAACGAAUUAAAAACAGAUCCCGAGAUUAUUCAAAAGGGAAAUCAUUAAUGUGAUAGUGUGAGUGAGUGAGUAAAGAUUAAACGUCGCUUCGGCACUGUCCCGGCAAUAUGGCGAAAAAUAUUCGAAAACGGAAUUUAUAUGAAAUGAUACAAUGUUUAGCUCAAUACCGGAUGGGUGUUUAAGCCUAUGUCCUUUCUCUGGAUGUCCAUAAAUGUUCAUUGCGUUAAGGACAAGAGUGUCAUUUCAGAAGGCACUCGUAGCCCAUCUUCCCGAGGCCAGAGAGUUAACUGACUUUAAAAGUCCAGUUUCCACGGAAACUGGACUUUUAUAGUCAGUUAACUCACUUGCCCCGGGAAGAUGCUCGUAGCCUUGAUACUUUUUAUCAUUGCCUACCCAAAUAACUAAACACCUAUCGGGAAACUCGGGUAGGUUUUACAUCAAUAAGAUGAUCAUAUACUGAAGGAAAAAAGUUAGGGAUCAUGAAUAUUUUUUGGGAUAUUUUUUAUAGUGGAGACAUAAAUAAAAUAUCCCCAAAUAUUCAUAACCCCUGAAUGUUUAUUUUCAGUAUAUUUCGUGUUAUGUCUUAUUUGUUGAAUGUCUGCUGGGGUUUAUGUUUAUUCCCAAUUUUAUGUCAACUGUUACCAAUUCCUUUUCGCAUGUCAAGAGUCUUCUAUUAAUCAUCAAUGGUGAUGAUAUGAUUCCUUUUGGUGAUAUACAUCUAUUAUAUAUACACAGUUAAAUUUCACUAUCUUUUAUAUCUCUUAUGUAAUAUCCAUAAUUGGAUUCUUCUUUUAAAGGUGUCUCCACUUGCUGUUUAAUGAAAGGGAGAUUCGCCCAUAACUUUUUCACUUGGAUAUGUCAGGGGCAGAUAACCAAUGACAUACUACCACUGUCGUCUUGCGUUUGAUUGACUGAAAUGCUAAAGUUGGCGUUAUGGUCCACAUUCUUUUUUAAUGAAUACAGAACUCUCCAGUAACAUUGUUCUCAUCGAAGUGCAAGUUUAUCCAAACUCGUGUCCGUGGCGAGUCGAUUUGUAAUCAUGAAGUCUGAUGCACAGUCGCUGUAACGGUGGUAAAAUACACCGGUGCAUCGUGUGCAUUAUUCCAUAUAUGGUCAUGUCUAUUUCCGGUUUCCCUCCAUUGUCCUGCAUGAGUCUCAGCCUCGGAGCUGAGAUAUAUAUAUAUAUAUGUCCUACCUAUAUGUUUGAGAAAUAAUUGUCUUCUUUUUAAUGUUCCAUUUCAACACAUGCUGCCACAGGAUCUCGU